Messenger RNA from Octopus sinensis (East Asian common octopus), 2179 nucleotides. Its product is annotated as integrator complex subunit 10. Lineage: Eukaryota; Metazoa; Mollusca; Cephalopoda; Octopoda; Octopodidae. Gene Ontology annotation, biological process: snRNA processing. Gene Ontology annotation, cellular component: integrator complex. The record is from RefSeq and is a predicted model, not a curated record. The transcript has 17 exons. Bases 36 to 2111 code for a protein of 691 amino acids.
UACGGGUUAACCAUGCCGGUGGUAUUGGUGCCAAGAUGGCGGCAGUUGUAAAUAGUGACAACUUCAGCGACGAAGAAUGGCUUGUGUUGAGGGCCCAGAGCUGCAUCAAAACAGACACAUAUGCUGCCAAAGCAUGGAUGAUCACAGCCAGAAGUUUAUUCCCGAAAAACUUCAACAUACAGUUUGAAGCUUAUAUGUUGGAAAAAUCUGGAAAGAAUGUCAGUGAAGCCGCCCAGAUGCUUUCAGAAAUGUUUCAAAAUUUCCCCCAUGAGCCCAACCUUUGGGCUGAAUUGCAAUCAAUGUUAGAAGCUAUGCAAUCAGAUAACGUUGAUUCAAAGUCUCAGUUACUCACAGACAUAUUUGCUGCCGUGCCAACAAAUGUCCAGUGUGGAAUGUUGCUGUGUAUGGCAAAGAAAAUAAGUGAUAUUCUUGAGCAAUGCCGACUUCUGCUUUUGGCCAUGAGGAAAUUCCCAAAUCUAGUUACGGAACAAGGGUUGACAUUAAUAGAAACUUUGAUCUUGUCAGAAUCAAUCACAAACGUACCCUCACCUGUUAAUUGUUACAGGAAAUUGUUAGUAUGUGAUGUGUUGCCGUUGGUUCUUCAGAAAUGCCGGGUGUCUUUUACAUCAGCAGACCUCUACACAUGGAUGCAAAAAGCAAUACAAUUUUAUAUUUCAUACGUCACACAACCACCAAGCCCUUUAGAAUGUAGUACGGCUCCAUCCUCAUCAGAUAUUUUGUCACCAACCAAGCAGUGUAUGAAGAAAUAUCCAUUAAUUGUUGGUUUGCAAGAAAAAGAAAGUCAGGUUUCUGAUCCGUGGGGAAGUCUCUUCAAACUGAUCCAGCAAAUAUCAGUUUUACUCAAAUGGGAUAUUGACCCAGAUUUUUUUUCUAAACCCAGAGACUACCAAUGGCAGCAGAUAUUGAUUUUACACUCAAGAGCAGGACAAAGUAAUCAAGAAAGCAGCUAUCACCAGAUAUUAUAUAUGACUGCAGUUGUGUUCCUUAAUUGCCUCUACUCCUAUAUCAGUUGUGUUGAUGCAGAGAUUUUUGUGUCAGGUUCUGCCAUAGGCCUACCGGCACCCCUUGUUCUUCUAGAAGGAAUUAAAACAGAACGGUCAAAUUCCGAAACGAAAGUAAAGAAGCUUCGACCAGAGAUUCAGACUUCUUCUUACCCUCAUGUUACAGCUAGUGCUGAAAUUCCAGAUUCUCAAAUGAUCAUCAAUCAUUUUAUAAUUGCUCACAAAUGUUACGAAUUGCUCCAUUCAAGCGAUAUUUUACAGAGAGGUUUUAUAAAGCUUUGUCAGAACUGGCAGUCUGAGACAUGGUCAUGGAUGGCUCAUUUUCAAACAGACAUGUUUAUUCAUCAGGGUUUAUUCCAAGAUGCUGUGAGUAAUUUACAAAAUUUCCAGAUUAAUUUGUCAGAAAAAAUGCAAUUACGGAAAUCGUUACAGCUUGCCUCCUGCUUUCAUUGUUUGGGUACAUAUUCUAAAGCGUGUGAACUCUUACUCGAUAUCAUCGGAUCUCUGAAGCAGUUUUCAAACUCUGAUCCCCUGACUUCAACUCAUUCGAUCGAGGAAGAAAGCAAAAACAAGAAACUAACCCCGGGUCGCCAGCUGUGGCUGACCUUAUGCACCGAGACAGAAAUCCUGUCUUAUUGUAUACAACUGCUACUCUCUUGUUUUAAGGAAAAAGCCUUCCAAACGCCAAUGGACGACACUGCCUUAGGUCACAUGAUUGUAUUGCUCCAAUAUGAUUGGCCCAAAAAUUAUCCUGCUUUUGCAAAAGCAGUCCAUUUUAUUCAAUCUCGAGGUAGCUUUACAUACAAUAUAUUUUUCAACUACGUCAUCAACAUUGAUAUUUUGGAAGAAUUUGCUUUUAUUAAAACUGCUGAAGGUGGAAAAGUGAGCCUGGAUAUCUUGCCAAUAAGUACAAAAGCUAUUGCACAGCAGCGAACUGUGACAAGAGGGGUGAACAAAGUCGUGAAAGAAGAUUUUCGUGCUACCAUGGAACGACAGAUCUCACGCAGCAAUGAAGUCACCGAGAAAGUGAUUUACCAAUUUCUCACCGAAGAGAAGUCUUUGAUAUUAUCCACCCUGUUAAAGGGAUGAACAAAAGAAAAUAAGAUGAAAAACAAAAAUAAAAUAUAAUAUACAAAAUAAUCACAUUAAUAAUAACA